Vanessa atalanta (red admiral) is the source of this 2662-nucleotide messenger RNA. RefSeq names its product zinc finger and BTB domain-containing protein 17-like. Gene Ontology annotation, molecular function: DNA binding; protein binding. Gene Ontology annotation, biological process: regulation of transcription by RNA polymerase II. Lineage: Eukaryota; Metazoa; Arthropoda; Insecta; Lepidoptera; Nymphalidae. The coding region runs from base 161 to 2368 and encodes 735 amino acids. Gene Ontology annotation, cellular component: nucleus. The transcript has 12 exons. The record is from RefSeq and is a predicted model, not a curated record.
AUUGUGUGCGAGGGGGCCGGGGCAAGGAGGGGGCCACGGCGUGCCCCACUCUGUUUUUUACGACACGGCUUUCUGUGUAACAUAAUAAGUAUUUAAAAAUUUUGUGAAAUGUUUCGGUGUUAUUUGUGAAAAAUUGGGAAGUAGGAAAAGUGAAUACGAGAUGCAGGGGCUCGUGAGCGAUAAGACGUUCCACUUGAAGUGGAACAACCACCUGCAGAACCUGAGCCAGCUGUUCACGACCAUCUACUCGUCGUCAGCGCUGGCAGACGUGACGCUCUCCUGCCGCGAUGGGACUCUUAAGGCGCACAAACUCGUCCUUUCAGCGUGUAGCCCUUACUUCGAACAGAUAUUCAAGGACAACCCAUGUCAGCACCCCAUCGUGAUUCUAAAAGGAAUACCCUUCUCGGAGAUAAAUCUCCUGGUUGAGUUCAUGUACAAGGGUUCUGUGGAUGUGCAAGAAUUGGAUCUUCAGUCACUGAUGCACACAGCUUCAGAACUGGAAAUCAGAGGUCUUGCUUAUGAGGCCCGUGAUAAUGCUGCGCAGCUAUUGAAUGUGAAUUUGGAAUAUCCCGCCUAUGGACAAAAUGCUGCUUCCACAGCAACUGCAACUACUUCAGCAACAGUUUCCACAUCACAGACAUACCCUCAAGCUCGCACAGAUGUUGAGAGGUUGAAACAGAUACACAUGUACCAACAGUCAAUGAUGCGAGCUGAGGAGGUUCGACGACGGCGUCGUGAAGACAUGCCCACAACCCAGACAGCCGUGAACAACAUACUAGCGGCGGCUGCGAGGGAGAUGGAGGAGGCGAGACACGCAGCGCGAACAGGAGAACGUGUCGUUGCCAGUAUACAAACUGAGCAAGAAGCGGCUGCAGCGUCAGAAAUGAAAAAUGAAUUAGAGAACGACAGACCGAAGAAACGCGUCUCCAUUAUGUCCCCAGAAGACGAGAAGUUACGAGCCAAGAAGAAAGCUAUGACAGUUCGCUUCCAAGAAGACAAUAAGACUGAUGAACGCCCUGCCAAAAUUUUAUCACCAGGUGCAACCUCAAAUAACGGCAGCAAUGAAUCCAAGAUUGACGACUUAAAGGCCGGUGGCAUCAAGGUGGUCCAGCUGGCGGUUCUGCAAAAACCUACCAACAAUGAACACGACGAUUCAGACGAAAAAGGCAAACAAGGAAUGGACGACGAUGAAGAAACGGAUUCGAGCGGUUCACUAUCAGACACAGCGGCCAAUGAGUCGCAGGACGGACGGCCACAUGUAUGCGACAUCUGCGAUGUUAGGUUCGCCCGCUCGUCGCACCUGACGCGCCACCGCCUCACGCACACGGGCGAGCGGCCCUUCACGUGCGGCGGCUGCGGCCGCUCCUUCGCGCGCUCCGACAAGCUGCGCGUGCACACCAAGAUCUGCGAGCGGGUGCAAUCAAAACAAAUAAAACUUCUCCAGGAGGACCCGACGGUGGACAUGGCCAACGAGGUGAAGCGCGAGAACAACUCGGAGGUGAUGUCGGGGAUGGUCCGCACCACGCACCGCGAGUCGGGCCACCUCGUGUUCACGGCCAGCGGGGACGUCAUGCUGCCGCCGCGCGGGCAGGUCGUGCUCAACUCCACGCUGGAGCCCGUGCGCAACGAGCUGCUGGCCAACGACCUGCUGGAGCCGCCGCGCCGCGGGCGGGGCCGGCCGCGCAAGACGCCGCUGCCGCUCACGCCCAAGGUCAAGAAACGCCGCGGCCGCCCGCCCAAGACCUCGCUCGACAUGGAGGGCUGCGUGCUGACGAGCGGCGCGGUGGCCGGUGGGGCGCUCACGGGGCACCAGCUGCUGCUCAAACGGAAACGCGGACGGCCGCCGAAGAACUACUUCCUGCCGCGAUCUGGUAUAGAUAUGUCAUUACCGAUCCAGUACGGGCUAGCCGCAGAAAUGAGCAAGAUUUACGGGCGACCCAACGAAAACUACAACGCGACGAACCUGCCGUUCGGCGACUUCUCCUACCUGACCGAGAUGAUGUACAACCCGCUGGCGUACUCGUACGGCGUGACGAGCGUGGACCCCGACCGCAACGUGGACGCGGACCAGGGCGGCGCCGGCGACGCGGCCGAGCGCACCAUCGACGUGUCGUCGUCCUCCUCCGACGACGAGGACUCGUCGCGCGUGGAGCCCGACGACGUGCCGCCCGUGGCCGUGGAGACGCAGAUCAUGACGGUGGGCGACUGCCAGAUCGUCAAGCUGCCGCCCAGCUGCGACGACAAGGACGACAAGCCGGAGCCGGCGCCGGCCGACCCGGGGGCGCCGCCGGCCGCGCCCAGCUCCGUCACCAUCACGCCCAUCACCACGGUGGGCGACUGCACCAUCCGCCCCGUCGAGAACACAUAAUGUGAGAACCUUAGGGUCUACCCCGUCCUCUUGAUACCCUUCAAGUGGAAAUAGAUUGAGAAAUGUGCGAAGUGAACGGACUCUUGUGUUUUGAUUUUGGACUUCGGCCCUUGAUAUGUUUUUGUACAACAUUCCAUACUUUAGUUAUUGAGUGAUCGAAUAAUUGAAAUUAUUAUUUAUUAACCUACUCGAUAAAUGUUACACUGAGUUGUAAUGAGUAAAAGUAAUCGUUUUUAACCAUAACGCAUAGUAAUUAUUUAAAAAAAAAAAACUUAAAUCAGUUCGUUCACCAAA